Messenger RNA from Acytostelium subglobosum LB1, 1758 nucleotides. RefSeq lists its product as hypothetical. The transcript has a single exon. The coding region runs from base 1 to 1758 and encodes 585 amino acids. NCBI's taxonomy places the organism in Eukaryota, Evosea, Eumycetozoa, Acytosteliales, Acytosteliaceae. Gene Ontology annotation, molecular function: RNA binding; pseudouridine synthase activity. The record is from RefSeq and is a predicted model, not a curated record. Gene Ontology annotation, biological process: pseudouridine synthesis.
AUGAGUUCAAAGAAAGUACCUAUAUAUACGAUUGAGGAGAUCGUUCCAGCUCAGCAGAUGGGCGCUGAGAAGUUGGAGAAGUACUUGUCGGGCAUAUGGGCAAAGGUGCAGGAGAAUGGAAAGUUGGUGAUGCUGACGAGGUCGUCGGUGCAGAAGCUCAUGGCGCAGCAGUUGGUCUCGCUGAAUGGUCGUGUGAUCAAAGAAAAGACGGCCAAGGUGCAGGCCAAGGACGUGAUCCAACUCAAGCUGUUCUCGAUCGACAACUUCAAAGUGCAAGAGAGCGAGGAGCAACGCGUGUCCAAACAACAGAUGAAACAACAACCGCGCCAAGCCCAAGCCAUGACCCAGGCGCAGAGGCAGCAACAGAGUCAGAAUAGUCAACAACAGAGUCAACUACAAAAUAGCCAACAUCAACAUCUGGGCGAUGAGCUUGUGGCCACAGAGAUGAAGUUGGACGUGCUGUUUGAGGAUGAGUGGCUGGCCGUGAUCAACAAGCCCGCCGGACUGAUUGUUCAUCCUACCCCCGCAGGUCUAAACUCAAUCAAUGACGAUAAUCAAACGAAUACGCUGGUCAAUGGUUUGCUGCACCGUUACGGCAGGGAUGGCUUGUCGUGGGUCGGAGGUGCCGACCGCCCAGGCAUCGUGCACCGUCUCGACAAGGACACUGCCGGCAUCUUGAUCAUUGCUAAGGACGACAAGACGCACAACCUGCUCAAGGAGAUGCUGCAGGAGCACACUGAGGACUCGAUUACCGGCGGCGAUGACAAGGGCAUGGGCAAACUCUCGGCCACUCCAUCAAGGAUACAGAAGAGGUACUGCUGUGUCGUGGCGGGUCGCCCCAAGAAGGCACGCGGACUCAUCGCCUGGAAAAUCGCCAGACAUCCACAGGACAAGAACAAGAUGGUGAUCGAUCAGGAGAAGGGCAAGGCGUCGCUCACCGAGUACAAGGUGAUCAAGGAGUGGAAGAACAUCGAGCUCGAGGUUGGCACGAAGAAGGUCAGUGCGAGUGGCAGCAACAAAGUGGACGAGUACGACAGCAUUAUCAGCAACAUGUCAUCAUCAUCAAAGAACAAGAGCAAGGCAUCAAAGAAUGCGCCAAAGAGUCGGUUCAACGCUCUAUCCAUUGAUAGCGAUGAAGAGGACUCGGAGGAGGACAAAGAGGACAGUGAAGGCGAGGACUCGGACGAGCAUGAGGACUCUGACGCAGACUCGGAGGAUGAAGUAGUUCAAGAACAAGCAAAGGCAGAGGAAGAGGAGGAGGAACAUGUUACAUACAAGAAGAAGAAGAUUGGAAGUGGAGUGUAUUCAUUGUUAGACAUUACUUUGCACACGGGCAGGACACAUCAGAUUCGUAUACAUACGAUGGCUGAGAUGGUGCCAAUUGUUGGAGACCCAAUCUACUCUGGCAAGUCCAAGCAGUACAACCUACCAUACCUCUUGUUGGCCUCUGUCUACCUCACCUUUGAGCAUCCCAUCAGCAAGAAGAAGAUGGAGUUCACCAUCCCCUAUCCUCAGCAUAUCCAACAAUUUAUCGAUCAACUGGACCUUGAGGCCCAGCGCAUGAACAAUGAUGUCUCGUCCACAUCAUCGUCAACAUCCGAGUCAACAACAACAUCGACAACAACAUCAACAACAUCAUCGACAACAUCAUCAAUGAAGAAGAAGAAGAAUUCACAAUUAGACGAUGAGAUGUUGAUGGACUCGAUGCUCAUGAGAGAUAAUAACACAAAGUCAACUUCUCGUAAUAAAAGGAAGUAG